This is a messenger RNA of Fragaria vesca subsp. vesca, 673 nucleotides long. Its product is annotated as gibberellin-regulated protein 6-like. The transcript is spliced from 3 exons. The coding region runs from base 108 to 410 and encodes 100 amino acids. Lineage: Eukaryota; Viridiplantae; Streptophyta; Magnoliopsida; Rosales; Rosaceae. The record is from RefSeq and is a predicted model, not a curated record.
AAUAGCCAAUCUCAUUUUGAGAUCUAAAUAUACCAAGCCCCACACCACAUCCUUGAACCAAUCCUAUUUCUCUUGCUAAGCUUGGUUUGCUGAUAGUACUGAUAGCAAUGGCCAUGGCUAAGCUUCUCUGCCUUCUGCUUCUAGCUCUCCUUGGGAUUUCCAUGGCAGCAGAAACCCAGUAUCACUUGGACAGUGCAAGGUACGGACCUGGGAGUCUUAAGAGUUCGCAAUGCCCAUCACAGUGCACAAGGAGAUGUAGCAAAACACAGUACCACAAGCCAUGCAUGUUCUUCUGCCAGAAAUGCUGCGCAAAGUGUCUGUGUGUUCCUCCAGGCUUCUAUGGUAACAAAGCUGUGUGCCCUUGCUACAACAACUGGAAGACCCAGCAAGGAGGACCCAAGUGCCCUUGAACCAAAGGGAUUGCCUACCCUACGAAUUUUUAAUCAUCACUAUCAUUUUAUCCAAAGAAUUAUUCUGCAAGAUAAUAUUAUCUUUCAGCUCCUUCAUUCUCUGCAGGGGUCAAAAUUCAAUGACCUGUUGAGCAGAAAAUUAAUCCAUUUAUAAUCUUUGUACUCCCAUUAUUAAUCGCUCCUUUGGGCUAAUGGUUCUAAAAUAAAGAAAAAACCACCAAAUGAGAGCUAGCGUUGACAGAAUUUGCGUUUUACUUGAUUUA